CUUUGUCGCCCUUUUUGUGCAAACUGAAUACCAUUUCGUGACCAAUGAACAAAAGCAAACUCAAACGUCGGCAGAGUUCUACGCAAAGUGAAGACUUGUUCGAGUUUGUGGAUUAUACGUCUGUUUCCAACUUUGAAAGGCUUGCGACAGCCAUUGAGCAAGCGUUGUGUGAGUGGGGCUUGAAAGACGCUGCUUACGGUUGUUUCUCCGACGAUCAGCUUGCCAUUGCCACGGCUGCUUUAACUCAUCCCAUUCCCACCGACUUUACGCGCCACGAAACCCUCGCCAUCGGAGAAGACUUAUUCAAAUUAUCAUACCAUUGCCAUCCCGCCGCUCGGUUCACGCACCACGACAGUAGCUCCCCACCGCGAGACGAGCAUGCCGACCUUCCGCUUGCUUUGGACGAGUUUUAUCGGUUAACGUCAGUCACGGAAAUAAACGACCCACAAGACUAUCACCCGCUUCAUCGAUGGACAGGAAUGGGCCGCUUGCUCAUCCUGAAACCAAUGACAGACAACUCGAAACUCAAAUAUUUUUCCACGAGCAGCCGAUCCGUCGAUAUCCACCAAGCCAAAACUUUGAUAUCCGCCUGCGCUAUCGCUUUCCGGAACAUCAAUUGCUCCGUACCCAUCUUUGUUCCCAUCGGUCAGAGCAGAAACGCACUGUACAAUGGUUACAUGCUGCAAAACGACAGCGUAUUGGAAGACGUUGAGAUCCGGUUCAAUACGACCCUGACUUCGCCCUUGCUGUUACACUACACGGAGCUGGACGGUUUACACAGCUUAUUUCAGCAUAAAUUAGCCAUGUCUCAACCGAAUCAUGGAGCUUCGGACCGUCAGAUUUGGACAGCCGCAGUUUUUACCUAUGAUCUGCCCCACGAUUAUGACGAGGAUUGGAAGAAUUUAAACGAGAGCGUAGGCGGGACAGACACCAUGAGUGGGGAGAGCCAAGCGCAACGUUGGAGUACGUUGAGCUUUAGCGAGGAGAUGGAUGAAUGGGACAAUGAACACCCGACUACUUUGUUUUCCAAAAAUGCUGCGUCCCACCUAGCCUUUGGCUCCUACAAUGACCCACUCCGCUCAUUAACACUUAGCGCGAUAUUUCCCAUGUCACCGGACGGAACGUAUACAGAUGAAACGAUGGAUGCGUUGACCGCGACCCAUUGGCGUCUUUCACGAGAAUUUGCUCCCGCCAAUCAACAAAGAGCGUUUCUUUCAACGUUGAUCGAUCAAGUAACUUCGUCUUGGAUUCGAGAUCCCGAGAACCGACAAUAUUUAGCGCCUUACGAUGAUAAUAAUACCUUGGAGGAAACGACCGCGGCACCGACAAACGAUAACCGACUCGUUCGUCACUUACUGUCGGCCGUCGGCCACAACCGUGGUGCCACUGCUCACCCUCCUACGGCCAUGAGCGUAUCGGAUCAAAUGGAAUCGAUUUUGGCGUCGAUCUUUCGACGCGAAGGGCAGCAGGGCGGCAAAGAAGACGAUGAGGGGCCCCAUGUGUCACUCUAUCACAUGAACAACGAUAUUGCCGUUUACACCGCCCAAGCAUUAGGCUUGCGUCUACGCCAAAUCGGUAGCGUUCCUUCCCGAUCAUUUUUAUGGAACAUGGUUUUCUAUACCUUGAAACUAUUUUCGGACACUCCGAAACUGCAAAGCACCAUUUCUUUCAUCAGUUUCCUGCGAUAUUUGUGGAUCGAAGCGCUCCGACGGAUACGAUGGCAUUGGGAAAAUUUAGUGCCCAUCCCAGACAUCAAUCCUUACCUGUAUCGCAAAACGUCUUCUUCCGAAAGCAGCCUCCAAAACAGCAGCGAAACAGUCAAAGACGGCCCAUCCCAUGAAAAAACGUUGGGUAUCGACCUUCGUUACAAUAUCUUACACCAAAAAUUGGCCAUGGUCAACUGUUGCAUCUAUCGUCAAUUAGAACACAUGUCAUCUGAAGAAAGAGAAGCGUUGGCCAAAAAAGCCUACUCUUCUCCAAAGAAGAAAGUCUCAAGUUUAUUUGACAAUCUCUCGGACACCCCGUCAUCGACAGCUACACCAGCGGCGGAAGGCAACAGUUUAGGGUUUGAUGGAUUGAAUUCAUUGUUGGAAAAACUGGUGGAUCCGGAAGAAGCAUCUACACCCGGUUCAUCUUCUAGGUCUAAUUCUCGACCAGAGCCAUCCGAAAGCGAUGAUAUUAGCGAAGGGGAGCUGUUUUUCGAUUCGGUCGAGGAUAUCGAGAAUGCGGCACUCAUAGGAAACCACAAAACAGAACAGGAGAAGAAGAAUUCGGAGGAAGACAGAGAAAAGCCCAUCAUGGAUGAAUCUUCUCGUGGCUCAUCCUUGUCCGAUGUUUCCGUAUUAGCGCGUCCGCCUCCGAUGGGUGAAUCUUUCGUACGAUUGAAUUAUCCUUCAAGUGCCGAUUCCGAUGCUCAUUAUAUUUCCAAUGCUUCCAAUUUCCUUGUGCAGAAAAAGGAGAAAAAUCGUGAAAUCAUGGAUUCGGAUGCAGCCGAAGGCCGAAAAUAUCCAUCACCGCAUUUACAUCUAUUAGCAACCAAGGAGCCCAUGUGGAUACCCGAGACACAGGAACCGGGCUUCAUGACAGAAGAUAUGAUCAAGCAACAGGCAGAAGUAUUUGAAAGUCUCGGCACCUCGGAUGGAGCGACGCAGCUUCGUGCUCAACUGCAAUCGGCGCAGUUAUUCUCAGAUAUGGAAGCCUUCAAGGCGGCGAAUCCUCAUGCUUCCCUGGAGGACUUUAUUCGAUGGCAUUCGCCCAAAGACUGGUUGCCAUCCUCGACGGUUGAUGGAGAAAACAGCAGUACCCCUCUUGAAGGGAAAUUAAGUGCAAGAAUGGCCGAUCCGAAAAACAUAUGGCAGGAAUUAUGGAAGUCUGCAAAGCGCAUUCCGGCGACACGACAAAAACCGCUGUUCAGUACGACCGCCGAAGCCGAAAAGGCUCUCCAUUAUCUGGAGUCCAUGUCAAUUCAUGAAACCUUUGCAAUGCUGUUACCGACGCUCGUUCUCAUUGCAUACAAGACAUUAACCACGCAUCCUAUUGUUCACUUUUCUCGAUGCGUUGCAGAGGGACUGGCGUCUUUAGGAUCGGAAGUCGCCCGUUUUUCAUGGGAAGAUGUUCGUGAUGGCAAGCAAACCAUGGAUAACAUUAUCGCACUGUUACGACAGCAAGAAUCCACCAUGUGCAAUGGUAUCAGCUUACUUAGAAAGAUGCCAAAACAAUAUGAGCUUGUGGAUCGGUUACUGAGAAACUCUCAGACAUUUGUUGAUGAAGGGGAAGAACGGUCGGCAUUGUUCGAUAUAUUUAAGAAUGAGCAGAAUAUCAUGAGCCGACCUCGGUUCAAGGAGUACAUUCAUUACAGUGAUUGCUGCGAAAUGGCGUUUGAGGGACGAAAAUUGCCGCAGCGGCAGUAUACGUUGGUCAAGGAAAAUGAGAUCCGUAUUGUAGAUAUGCAAACCACAGAUGCACUAUAUACAUAAUAUAAUUAUAUACGAGAGCAGGUCAUAGUCACUAUUUCUCUGAAAAAGAAUUGUGUAUGGCCCGAGCAAUGUUGACAGCGAACCUGCGGCAACAAAACCAAUGGAGACUGAAAUCGGAAUUUGCUGAUUUUGGGUUACUGAGAAACCAAACACAGCCUUCAUGCACAUCAUCCAAUGAAAAUGCAAAUAGACGCAGCU
Molecule: messenger RNA, 3674 nt
Organism: Radiomyces spectabilis
Lineage: Eukaryota; Fungi; Mucoromycota; Mucoromycetes; Mucorales; Radiomycetaceae
Product: Rab3 GTPase-activating protein catalytic subunit-domain-containing protein
Exons: 12
Coding region: 45-3476 (1143 amino acids)
Biological process (GO): positive regulation of GTPase activity
Molecular function (GO): GTPase activator activity
Source: RefSeq, a predicted model, not a curated record